AUGGCGAUAAAGACGGUGUUCAAACACACCUCUCCUGUACCCAUCACGGUCCCAGGCAGCCGCACGCAUGUGGAUUUUAAACCUCUCAGCUUGGAUUUGUGGAAAACUCCUGAUUUUCGACAUGACGACGUUGCAUCUGAUGUGCAAGAGGACAGGUUGUUGUCAAUUACUCUGGAAAGAAGGUUUCACAGUGGAUCUCAUCGUCCUCAUGGUCUCAACACCCUCAACCUCGCCACCUCCGCCAUGCCGCUCCUGAUCCUGCUGUUCCUGCUGUUCCUGCUGUUCCUGCUGCCGCUCCUGCUGCUGCUGCUUUCAGAUUCUCUCUCUCUGGUUGUUGCUACAAAUUCUGACGAAGACCUGAAAAAACCCACUUUUACUGAAAAAACACAUGAGUUCAGUUGUUUAGUGAGCAGACCUUGCAUAGUCUGUUUAUAA
Molecule: messenger RNA, 435 nt
Organism: Knipowitschia caucasica
Lineage: Eukaryota; Metazoa; Chordata; Actinopteri; Gobiiformes; Gobiidae
Source: the annotation of a GenBank genome assembly